Messenger RNA from Anopheles stephensi (Asian malaria mosquito), 2881 nucleotides. Its product is annotated as glutamyl aminopeptidase-like. Gene Ontology annotation, cellular component: cytoplasm. The record is from RefSeq and is a predicted model, not a curated record. NCBI's taxonomy places the organism in Eukaryota, Metazoa, Arthropoda, Insecta, Diptera, Culicidae. Gene Ontology annotation, biological process: proteolysis; peptide catabolic process. Gene Ontology annotation, molecular function: zinc ion binding; metalloaminopeptidase activity; peptide binding. The transcript has a single exon. Bases 5 to 2680 code for a protein of 891 amino acids.
CCGGAUGGUGUGCCGGGUUGUUUUAGUCAUGCGGUGGUUAGUGCUGUGUUUGGUGGUCGUUCCGGUGGUGACGGCUGAUGGCCGGUUGCCGAACGAUACGCUCCCGUUACACUACGAUCUACAUCUGGAGGUGACCGGACUUGGGUUGAAUGAUUACAGCUACCGGGGAAAUGUUUCGAUACGGAUCGCAAUCGUUCGUGAUACGGAUCAGAUUGUCCUGCACAACUUGGGCAAUACGCUGAGGUCGAUUAGGGUGCGACGAUGUCGGGAUGGUGUGCCGAUACCUCACCAGCUGCUCGAAACGGAUGAAGCUAGUGAGCAGCUGCGCAUACGUACCGAUCGAGUGUUGGAUCGAGUGCACGAUCAGACGAUCCAGCUAGUGAUUGAGUUCAACAACACGCUUGGUGAGGACCAUAUGGGAUUUUACCGCACACAGUACCGUGGUCAUAAGCGAGUCCCGAUGGUCGUGGCUACGACACACUUCCAACCGAGCUACGCCCGUAUGGCGUUUCCGUGUUUCGAUGAACCAGGGCUGAAGAGUACGUUCCAGAUAACGAUCGUCAGUAAUGCUAGCUAUCUGGUUGCUUCUAAUACACCGAUCGAGACGAUCUCCUGGCUGCUGGAUGGGUACAAGGUGGUACGGUUCGAGCGAACACCACCAAUGCAAACGUAUCUGGUAUCGUUUCUGGUCGCCAACUUUACCUCCGUGCACGCCAUGAGUCCUUCCGGCGUAAAGGUUGGAGUUCUCGCACCACCGAAAGAUGAGAAAAUGUUACAGUACAGCUUACAGGCGGCAACUACGCUGCUAACCAGCUUGGAACAGUACACCGGACAGAAGUUGGGCUUGAAGAAGCUAGACCACGCCGCUAUACCAGCGUUCGGGAACGCUAUGGAGAACUGGGGCCUGGUAUCGUACGACGAACAGUUCCUGGUGCUGUCGGCAAACGCUCAUCGGUUACAGCGUUCCCAGGCGGUACUGACAAUCGCUCACGAAACGGCCCAUCAACUGUUCGGCAAUCGGGUUGGACCGGCGUGGUGGUCCUAUCUGUGGCUAAGCGAAGGGUUUGCGACGUACUUCGAGAUACUGUUGGGAAGUGAAGCGUACCCGGAGCUACUGCCGCUGGAGGAAUCUUUCGCCGUACGGCACAUGCGGCCCGCCCUGUUGGCGGAUGCGUACGAGGGUGCCCAUCCGCUCACGGUAGAACCGCUGGCAGCUGACUCGGUACGGAUCGAGAUGCUGUUCGAUACGAUCACGUACAGCAAGGCGGGAUGCAUACUGCGGAUGAUUAACUGUUCGAUCGGCGAGCGGGAGUUCAAGCGCGGAGUCCGGCGAUACCUCGAGACGUACCGAGAUGGGAUCGUGUCGCCGGAUGAUCUGUAUGGCAGUUUCAGGCAGGAGCUACCGGAAGGUCCAACGGUGGAGCAAAUCUUUCGCAGCUGGACAGAUAAACCGGGCUAUCCGGUGGUGGCGGUCGAGCGGCUUAACAGUUCCCAUGCACGGUUUCGUCAGCAGCGGUAUCAGCAGGAGGAGGAGGCCACCCGGGACACUGUCUCACGGUGGUACAUUCCCAUCACGUACUACACGAACAGUAGUGCGGGAAAGUUCGAGUACAGGCCAGCGUUUUGGAUGAGCGAAAGUGAUCAGGAGCUAGUGGUCCAGCUGGAGAUGGACUGGCAAGAUGUGUUGAUUGUGAACCCGCGGCAGAUAGGUUUCUACCGUGUGGAGUACGACGAUCGUGGUUGGAACAGUAUCGUGGACAUUCUAUCUUUGCUGCCGCCCGUUGUGCAGGCUAAGCUGGUGGAUGAUGCGUUCGUGCUGGCGCGUGUCGGACAGGUCGGGUACGAGAUAUGUCUCGAGAUACUGCAGGAGCUGGCGGCCAACCCGAAUCCCGUCCCGUGGUUAAUUGCGAUGGCGGAAGAGAACGUCGGGUUCUUGCAGCGGGUCCUUCAGUCGGACCAGUUUGAUCGGUUUGUGGCUGGGUUCGUCGGGGAAAUGUUUGGUCUGGCCGAAACCUUUACCCGGUCUCUCUUCCAGUCGCAAGCACUUGAGCGUGCCUUCGAUUGGUGGGCUCGGUUAGGAGAUUCCACAGGUCGCGGCGAGAGCAAAUCUGGAUCAUCUGGUAACAGCCAACGAUCAGCUUGUCCACCGCUAAGUGUGGAGAAAAUAGUGGAAGGCUUACUAUCACCCGAUGAGGCCGUACGGGAUCGGUUAUUCGCCCGUUUAAAAUGUCAGCCAAGGCAAGCGAAUGGACCACUCCUGCUAGCGUUAGAACGGGUGAGCGAAAGCAAGCUCCUUCCCUUCGGCAAGCUAUUGGCCGUGCUGGAGAGCAUGAUUAAGUCCUACCCGGGACACUUGCUACACCCAAUCGUACGUUUCCUCGGCACCGUAGACCCGGUCGAGAUGGGCCGCGAUGGACAACGGUUGCAGCAGCUGCUAAAUAUAAUCAUACACGAGGUCACUGACCCGGGCGAGGCAGCGGAAGUUCAGAAGCUGAUUGUCAAAAAUGCUUCCGUCCUGGGGGUAAACUUCCCGGCCCAUGCGAACACCGUCAUGACGUCAACUAUCAGCUGGCGGAUGAAGCAGGUACCGAAGCUAAGGGAAUUUGUGGCCGAAUCACGGAUGGCCAGCUAUUACGGGAAGCAAGACGACCCAGCGGUGGUGCGAGAAGGAGGCCGAUGAAUUAAUGAAGGGGGAGUUCCGGUGUUCUUUAACGUGUGUGUGUGUGUGUAUGGAGGAUGUCCUUUUGUAGGUAGGAGGUUUUAUGGAGCUGGGCGCCAUUACAGUGGGAUGAAAAUGUUUGUCACCGUCGCGUUUUUGUUAGGUUAAGUUUUCUUGCUAUUUUGAAUUAUAAUAAAGUUACUUAAGAAAGUUGGCAAAAAU